Molecule: messenger RNA, 2184 nt
Organism: Bursaphelenchus okinawaensis
Lineage: Eukaryota; Metazoa; Nematoda; Chromadorea; Rhabditida; Aphelenchoididae
Source: the annotation of a GenBank genome assembly
AUGACAGAGCCGUUGUCUUCGUCUAGGCCUCGAAGAUCAGCUGGAGUCAAGGCUACACAAGCAUGGGCGACGUUGAUGCCCUCAAAGAAGUUCAACGAGUACGGAGAGCCGGAACAAUGUAAGAUAAUUAUUUUCUUGGGUACACUAACGUGUUUUGCGUUGUUUUUUGUUAGUAGCAUUUCAUUAGGCAAUGACGAAAACUUUAUCACGAAAAGUCUAAGUUUGAAUUCUUCGGAAUUUAAAUCUUGGACAGUGAUAUAUGACUAAUCUUCUCUCUGAGCCUUUGCGACUACAAUAGUUAUUUAAUAUAAUAAAAAAACACUUUUGUAGGGCCUUAUGUUAAGGAUGUAUUGUACUACAACAAACAGAAAAAUAUUUAUAAAUGUCAUUUUAGCACCACAACAAGAAAAGGUAUUGGAGAAGAAGUUGAUCAAAAGAGAAGUGGCUGAAAAGCCGCCAGUAGACGAGUCAGUUGUAAUUAAACAAGAGAAAGUAGCUAGUAAUACAGUAACAGUAGCUAGUGAUGGUAGGUAUGGGCAAGGAUUGUUAACCAAGCAAAGAUUGGAGGAUAUUGAGGUAGGUUUUAUAUUGUAAAAGUUAUAACAAGGAAUUUAAAAACUCGUUUUCCUGGAUUUAUAUUUUUAGGUGACACCCCAAUAUUUGUAAAAAAGUAUGAUAUAGCAUUGAUAAAGUUAUUGCCUUGUUUACAGAAAGAGAUGAACGAGACCUACAACAGUGAAAAGGAUACAGAAGAGUUUGAAUACGAACGUCACUCAACAAGAUCGUUCACUUACAGAGACGACGAAGACGAUGAAGAUUACAAUUAUGCCAAAGAGGUCGGUCAUCAAGCACCAUCGGACAGUACCAAGAAGAGAGGCCGACCUCUCGGGUCUAAGUCUACCUACACCAAGAGAAAGUCUGUAGAAAGAAGACCGAUUCCUGACUACAGUAGAGGGGGUAACAUCGUAUACCCGAGGUCUAUACGGCCGUUGGAGAACAGACCUAUCAAGAUUAUUAUGCGGUAAGUAUAAAUUGGUUUUGGCACUUUUAAGGUCUUGUUGCGAUAUAUACAGUAUGCUUUUGUAAAUUUAAUCUUUUUAGGCAAAACUUUAAUCGACCUCGCCAAACUUUCUUAUCAUCACAAGUUCAACAGCAACCUCAACCUAUUGUUCAAAGCACAACAUCUGCCAACACUAUGUCAUCCAUGGCCGUAUCAGCUAAGCGAGAAGUCGAUGAACUGUCAAAGAAGUAUGGUCAGAAGAUCGUAGCAGGAGAUUCUGUGGGGAAGUUCAACGACUUGAAUGCUACACUUUUGGAUCAGAUGAAGUUGAUCAGCGAAGACAGAAACCGACUGUACGCUAACUAUCAGGAGACUGUAGAGCAACUGAAUCUGGCACAUACUACUGCUUUGGAUCUUAAGGACAGCAGGUACGGUAGUUUAUAGGGUUUGGGUCGAAGAGCAAAUGGGUGGCUGGGAAGGUAAUAAGUAUGGUUUUAUGAUGUACUAUGAGUUACUUUGUUAACUUGUAAACGUUAAUAUUUAAAAUUGAUUGCAGCUGAAGUUGAUUAACAACAUUGUAGCUAAUUGUUUUUGUUGCAGGAUAAGACAGCUGGAGAAUCUGGUGAAUGAAUUGCAAGCCAAGAACUUUAAGCUGACAACUCAGUUGAACGAGGCUUACUGUCUCCACAAAGGUCAAACCAAGGUGGUCAAGGAUGGUGAGCCGGCUUCUAAAAUGGCCAGAGUCGGUCAAGAAUUAACGGACAGUCCCGAGGCAGCGGCGGAACGGGAAUCGCUUGAAGAAUUCGUGAGUUCUUAAGCGCUAUUAAUAUAGAAAGACUUAAAUUAAUAUAAAAAUGCUUUCUCAUUCUUUGCAGUGGUCAAGAAGUAAGUGGAAAAACAAAUACAAAAUAUACCAUAGAGAUUCUAUGCACUUUUGGACCAAAGUACUAUUACUUUCAAAGUAGUAUCUCGACUUUUACUUUUUAAAAGUAGAUUUUGCUGGAGAUUAAGCCCUGAGGAGAUUCGAAAAGAAUGAAAUUAAUCGUAGGAAACCAAAAUGGGGGGAAGAAGCCAGGUGCACGAAAGAAUGGGUAACAUAGAAACGGGUCCGUGGCAACGGGAACAAUGAUUUAAUCUGACUUUUCUUUUUCUAGAACCACGAGAACAGCACGGAGAUGGCGUGA